AUGACUGGCUCAAUGUCCGUUAUUGCCAAAUGGAUUCCUAUUAGCACCCUUGUCACAGGGUGCCGAGCCUCUGACGAUGGUGACGACUUUUCCAACAAUCUGUUCUCUGACCUGGCGCCGCUGUUGGCACUCUUCGGAGAACGAGUGACAAUGCAAUUCGUGAGCCAAUCUGAAGGGUGGGCUGACAACAUUAUCUUGGCUAUGGCCCCGAUUGGAAUUAUCACUGCUAUCGUCGCUUCUAUCCGCGUUGGCGGCCCCCCUUGGCUUAAAGCCGUCAUUGGGAGAGCUAGAGAGAACUUAGCAGUCUCUGAAGUUGAGUUGAUGUCAUCUACAUCAAAGGAAGUCUGCGAGGUAUGGAAUGGCCAAGAGGUGGUCAGAUGCAUGGGGCUAGCCCCGGUGAUAGAAUUUAUAUGCCUACUACAAUUUGCCGACGCGGGACAAUCCGACAACCAACCAAACCCAACGAUAGAGGUGCUGAAACUAGAAGAAGCAAUCGCAAAGGGAUAUAUCAAGGACCUUGAUAAUGGUGAGAUGCCCAAAACAGCUUCAACCUCUGAGGUUGACGAAGAACAAGGCAACCCGACUCCAAAUCCAUGCUCCCCGACUAAUUCUCACUCAACGCCAACUACAAAGAAGAGACUUCAAAAGAUAUGCCUUAUACGAGACACGUCUGGAGAUUCACCAAACAUUAUUUUGAACUGUCAUCCCUCAGCAAAUAGACGGGAGCUUUGGUUGUUCGCAGCCUUUGGGACCUUUCUUCAGCUUGGAGUCCUCACAUACUCGGGGUUUGCAACAUAUCACCCGGCUUUGAAGUUUCAGAAGGACAAAAAGCCCAUUGAAUCAUAUGCUUAUCCCUGCACCGCAAUCGGCACUCUGGUGUUGGUCCUUGGAAUGAUGUUGUGUGGUCAUGUCGUGGAAAGUAGCACCGAUGAAAAAAGAUAUCAGGCAGUUGCUGGGUGGAAGACUCGAAUGGUCUGGCUGCAGCAGACCAAAACCGUCAGUGAUCAAGUUUUCAACUCCCAUAUGGUGUAUGCCAAGGACGAUCGUCAGACCAUCACUAAAUCAAGACGAUCCAACCGACACGGCAAAGACAAGUCUAACACUACUCACACUGGCUCUACCGCGCCUGGGGGCGAUGAUCCUUCUACAUUUCUGAAUGUGGUUACGAUAACUGGCACGGGAAUAAUAUUGUGCGGUUUUGUGAUACACUUUGUCGGCCUUCGGGGGAUGCACUGGUCAGCCUCGAUAGCUCAGCUAGGCGCGAUACUGGUGAUGGUAUGCGUUAAAGCGUGGGUCCGUCGUGGACUUGCAAAAUCACCCGAACGUGAGCCUUUACCGUCUGGAUUCGAACUCGACUUGUUUACGACGUCGCUAGGUGGAAUUGCAACGGAGGCGUGGAGCGGUGGACAAGGUAAUGAUAAUGUCUCUGUCAACACGCGGCUACCAGGAGGUGCGAAGACUCCCAGAAAUGAAUGGAGGGUCGUUACUGGUGGAAGUUCGUCAUUAAAUGUUUCUGAGUUCAACCACGUGUCUGCUGCGGAACCUUGUGAUGGAAGUAUUUUCGAUGCACAGGCAUUGUUGGAUGCACGCAAAAGUCUUACACAUCUCGCCGGCUGGAAGGGCCCUGCUUCAGCCGAGGCAGUCUCUCUAGCAAAAGCUAUCGAGUGUACAUUGGACGCUGUAAAUGUCUGCAUUCCGAAUAAUCCACAGAACCUAAUAUAG
Messenger RNA from Fusarium graminearum PH-1, 1722 nucleotides. RefSeq lists its product as uncharacterized. Bases 1 to 1722 code for a protein of 573 amino acids. Lineage: Eukaryota; Fungi; Ascomycota; Sordariomycetes; Hypocreales; Nectriaceae. The transcript has 3 exons. The record is from RefSeq and is a predicted model, not a curated record.